Molecule: messenger RNA, 593 nt
Organism: Meloidogyne enterolobii
Lineage: Eukaryota; Metazoa; Nematoda; Chromadorea; Rhabditida; Meloidogynidae
Source: the annotation of a GenBank genome assembly
UUUUAAUCCCUCUAUAAGUGAUUUUGCUUCUCCCAGUACACAUUGUUUGAGAACCGCGUGUUUUACUUCUUCACUUCCGUCGGUCUCGUGUACUGUAGCGUUGAAGAUUUGCCACCACUCGGGCCAGUCUAUCUGCCUACCCGAGAAUUUUCCAAUUUCUUGCCUCGGUGGCUUAAAACUAAAUCCAAGAGCUUGUUGUACUUGUGUUGUAGAAUUAAUUAUCGAUUUCUCUUUUCUUUCUUCCUUUCUUUUUUCAGUUUUUAACUUCCUUUCUAAAUCUUUUAGACUUCUUAAUUUUAUUUCCGCUUCAUUUAGACGCUCUUCGAUAUUAUAGUCUUCUGCUACUUCUUCAUAUGCUUUUUCAAGCGUUUGUUUUUCUGCUUGCGACCCUCUUUGAAUUAGCGAAAUCCAUUUCGCGUUUGCUUCUUUUAAAUCGUUGUAGGCCUCCGCUAAUUCUUCAAUUUCUAUAUUUAUCUGGUCGAGUGUUUCACAAACAUCAAGGAAGAAUUCUGAAUUUUGUUCAGAAUCUUCAGGUUCUUUUGGAACCUCUCGCUCAAGUAGCGUUUGUACCGUUUCCGAAGCUCUUUUUGUGA